Molecule: messenger RNA, 1330 nt
Organism: Charadrius vociferus (killdeer)
Lineage: Eukaryota; Metazoa; Chordata; Aves; Charadriiformes; Charadriidae
Gene: ALX1
Product: ALX homeobox 1
Exons: 4
Coding region: 32-1018 (328 amino acids)
Biological process (GO): positive regulation of transcription by RNA polymerase II; embryonic skeletal system morphogenesis; negative regulation of DNA-templated transcription
Molecular function (GO): RNA polymerase II transcription regulatory region sequence-specific DNA binding; DNA-binding transcription activator activity, RNA polymerase II-specific
Source: RefSeq, a predicted model, not a curated record
GUCUAGGGAAGAGGCUCUCAAACAGCCUUAGAUGAUUAUGGAUUUUCUGAGCGAGAAGUUUGCCCUGAAGAGCCAGCCGAGCAAGAACAGUGACUUUUACAUGGGAGCAGGAGGCACUUUGGAGCACGUUAUGGAAACUUUGGACAAUGAGUCCUUUUAUAGCAAAACGUCAGGCAGCAAAUGCGUGCAGGCCUUCAACCCUCUGCAAAGGGCUGAGCAUCAUGUGAGGCUGGAGAGGACGUCGCCCUGCCAGGACAACAACGUGAACUAUGGGAUUACUAAAGUGGAAGGACAGCCUCUGCACACAGAGCUGAGCAGGCCCAUGGACAAUUGCAACAAUCUCAGGAUGUCUCCGGUGAAAGGGAUGCAGGAGAAGGGGGAACUGGAUGAACUUGGUGAUAAGUGUGACAGCAAUGUCUCCAGCAGUAAGAAGAGGAGACACAGGACAACUUUCACCAGUUUGCAGCUGGAGGAACUGGAGAAAGUAUUCCAGAAAACUCACUACCCUGAUGUCUAUGUAAGAGAACAGCUAGCUCUGAGAACAGAGCUCACUGAGGCCAGAGUCCAGGUUUGGUUCCAGAAUCGAAGAGCAAAAUGGAGGAAAAGAGAACGCUAUGGUCAGAUCCAGCAAGCUAAGAGCCAUUUUGCUGCCACCUAUGAUAUAUCUGUUCUUCCAAGGACUGACAGCUACCCUCAGAUUCAGAACAAUCUGUGGGCAGGGAACACGGCUAGCGGUUCUGUGGUCACUUCCUGCAUGCUACCACGAGAUACGUCCUCCUGUAUGACACCUUAUUCCCAUUCACCCCGGACAGAUUCUGGCUACACAGGUUUUUCAAACCACCAGAAUCAGUUCAGCCACGUGCCCCUCAAUAAUUUUUUCACUGACUCUUUACUUUCUGGGGCAAGCAAUGGACAUGCUUUUGAAACCAAGCCGGAGUUUGAAAGGAGGUCCUCCAGCAUUGCAGUUCUACGGAUGAAAGCCAAAGAGCAUGCUGCCAAUAUUUCCUGGGCCAUGUAAUAUAGCAGUACCCUUUCUUCAUUUCCUUUUUUUUUUUUUAAUAGCAAACUGAAAACAUUCUUAUUUCCCAUAUUUAAAGGACACAACAAUAAGCUGCUGUGUGUGGAAUGCUAGAAAUCACAAUAUACACAAUGUCUGCUUAAACAAAUGCAAUAUAAUAUUUAACAAUAAAAAAAGAAUAAACCAAAUAGAUUUACCAUGCGUCAAGCUCAACAAGCCCUCUUUGUUUUGGUUUUUAUAUAGAAAUAUGUUUUGUUGUACCAGUUGAUGAAAUAUGAUUAUAAAACCUGCAAAAAAGAAUAAAACUAUUAA